AUGAUACUUGACGAAGGGGCCGAGAUAUUGCAAACCGAAGAGAUGUUCAUAGAAGAUGAGUUUGUUGAAGAAUCAGUAUUGCACACUGAAGCGUCUUCUUCCAUGGCAUCAUUACAUGAUGUAGUUGUUCUACCUAACGAGGGCUUAUCCUCAACUGCGUGCCGUCCAACGCGGGACAGAAGCGCUCAACCAACGCUAUUCCUUGAUAAGAUAGAGCCACUAACGAAGACCAACCGACUGUCCUCAGGAUACAUCAACAGAGCUAUGGAAAUUUUGAAAACCCAGUAUCCGGAUAUCGGUGGACUGUUUUUUUGCACUCUUUGCGGUACGCUCGACUAUCCGCAGGCAACCGGCCGUCAGUGGAUGCAAAUUGUGCAUGAUGCAUCCCAACACUGGGUGUUGGUGGCAAACGGUUUCUUCCAAGAGAACCAUGUCCUGGUAUACGACAGCAUGGCCGGAAGCAAUUGGCGGUCGAAGCAUAUCCUAAGCUGUAUGUCACUCCUUUUAAAAACACCUGAAAAAGAGAUGACAUACAUCGUUAAAGCGUGCCACCGGCAAGGAAACGGUUUCAACUGUGGUGUGUUCGCGAUUGCCUUUGCAACAAGUUUGGCGAACGGCCAAGAUCCAUCAACCCUACUCUACUCUCCAGAUUUGCUUCGCACUCACCUCAAUGAAUGCAUAGCGAAAGGUUAUCUUUCUCCGUUUCCUUCCACUAUCUGCCGCGUUAAGAGAGCUCGAAAAGAUUCAGUUCUUUCCGAGUCGGUCUUUUGCCAAUGUCGUAGAACAUCGUACAUGUUACCAGCGAAAGGAUGGACCAUGGUGGAAUGUGAAAUUUGCAAGGAAUGGUUUCAUUCGAUGUGUGCUGACAAUUUCCCUGAAAAUGAGAAUGAAACAUGGUUAUUUAAGUCUUGUAAAUGA
Molecule: messenger RNA, 918 nt
Organism: Daphnia magna
Lineage: Eukaryota; Metazoa; Arthropoda; Branchiopoda; Diplostraca; Daphniidae
Exons: 2
Coding region: 1-918 (305 amino acids)
Biological process (GO): proteolysis
Molecular function (GO): cysteine-type peptidase activity
Source: RefSeq, a predicted model, not a curated record